Messenger RNA from Drosophila melanogaster (fruit fly), 492 nucleotides. It is a transcript of the gene LysS, whose product is annotated as lysozyme S. NCBI's taxonomy places the organism in Eukaryota, Metazoa, Arthropoda, Insecta, Diptera, Drosophilidae. Gene Ontology annotation, molecular function: lysozyme activity. The transcript has a single exon. The record is from RefSeq and is marked reviewed. Bases 26 to 448 code for a protein of 140 amino acids.
AACAGUUUUGUUUAAACAAAUCAACAUGAAGGCUUUCUUUGCUCUGGUGCUCCUGGCCAUUGCCGCUCCUGCCCUGGCAGGUCGCACCCUCGACCGCUGCUCGCUGGCCCGCGAGAUGGCCGACUUGGGAGUUCCCCGCGACCAGCUGGACAAGUGGACCUGCAUUGCCCAGCACGAGAGUGACUACCGCACCUGGGUGGUGGGACCUGCCAACUCCGAUGGCUCCAACGACUACGGAAUCUUCCAGAUCAACGAUCUGUACUGGUGCCAGGCCGACGGACGCUUCUCCUACAACGAGUGCGGCUUGAGCUGCAAUGCCCUCUUGACCGACGACAUCACCAACUCUGUCCGUUGCGCCCAGAAGGUCCUCAGCCAGCAGGGAUGGUCCGCCUGGGCCGUCUGGCAUUACUGCAGCGGAUGGUUGCCGUCCAUCGAUGAGUGCUUCUAAACUGACUUCGACCACAAAUAAAAUCACAAAGAGUACGGAAACCC